AAAAGCGGUCAAACAAUGCUGAAUGUUUCGGGCUUCAUUAUUCUGCUUAUACUAGUUCAGCCCUAUUUUUCAAUGGAACCGGAUGAGGAUGAGGAACGUUAUAAUAAGGAUUAUUACAGUUCCUCAGUUCAGGGACUAGUUAGGCUCUUACAAGUGGAGCAAGAGUUUAUGGAGAAUUUCACGAUCUAUGCUAAUGUCUUACAGGAGAAAGUUGACAACCUAAACAUCUACCUAGAUAGUAUGAAGCGUCCCAAUCAUUAUACUCACAAUGAGAGGGAAAAGUAUGUUUCCAAUCCUCUCAAUGCCUUUGGACUAAUCAGAAGACUUAAUCAAGAUUGGCCGAAAUGGCAAAACUAUACUCAGAAACCUCUGGGCCUUGAACAACUAAAUGCUAUGCAAAAUAUCUUAAGUAUAGCCCCAGAGUCCUUCGACAUGAACGAAACACUAAAAGCUAUGCAUCGCAUUGAGACAACCUAUGAUCUCCAACCAAAAGAUAUAUCAAAGGGACUGCUUCAAAGCCAACAAUUCAACUCUAAGCUUGAGUCAAGAGACUGUUUGGCAUUGGCACACCAUACAUUUGAAAUUGAAGAUUUUCAUCGAUCACUUUUAUGGUUUCAAGAAGCUUUAAAUGUAAACACAGAUCCGAGUCAGGAGAUCAUUGAUGAAUUACUGGGAAUUACAUUUAAGGACUUGGCCUUGUCCAUAUCUACGCGCAGCAUAUAUAUGUCAAAUCAAUCGUUAAGUAACGAAUCCAUCCGUGAAUUAGUAAGCAGCCAAUUGCAAGACGCUAAGCCUAAAGAUUUGGAAGACUUUAUUAUCUCAAAACUAAAACAAUGGGAUAAAGAAAGUUUUACUGGCACCAAUGCCUCGAGAACACUCGAAAGUGACCAUAGUAUUGGAUGUCAAGGAUUUUUUCCCAAGUCGACCAAUCUCUUCUGCCUUUACAACUCCACCACAAAUCCUUUUUUAAAGCUAGCUCCCCUUAAAAUGGAAGAAGUAAGUCGGGAUCCCUACAUUGUAAUGUAUCACGAAGUGUUAUCCGACAAGGAAAUCGAGGAAAUGAAGGGAGAGAUUGGGGAAAUGGGCAAUGGAUGGACAGGGGUAGACGAUCCUAAGGAAAUUGUGGCCCGCGUCUUUUGGUCGACGGAAGAUUCUCCAUUCAGGGAUCGAAUCAAUCAACGCAUUUCUGACAUGACGGGCUUCAAGCUGCAGGAGUUUGCUGCCUUACAAUUCGCCAAUUUUGGAGUGGGUGGAUACUUCAAGCCGCAUCACGACUAUUUUACAGAGCGUUUAAGAAAAAUUGAUGUCAACAAUACUCUGGGCGAUCGAAUUGCAAGCCUUAUCUUUUAUGCAGGAGAAGUUUCGCAAGGUGGACAAACAGUAUUUCCAGAUAUUAAGGUUGUGGUGGAGCCCAAAAAGGGAAAUGCUCUGUUUUGGUUCAAUGAUUUCGAUGAUUCAUCGCCAGAUCAGCGAUCUCUGCAUUCUGUGUGUCCUGUUAUAGUCGGUUCCAGAUGGACGAUUACAAAAUGGAUACACUACGACCCGCAAAUAUUUGUGAAGCCCUGCAGACAAAGGCUUUUCAAAUGAAGUUCUUAAACCGUGACGUGUUGUCGUAAAAUAAAGUUUGAUUUUAAGAAGUGUAUAGAAUUCAUUAGGGACGCUAUAUCCC
This is a messenger RNA of Drosophila suzukii, 1669 nucleotides long. Its product is annotated as prolyl 4-hydroxylase subunit alpha-2. Gene Ontology annotation, molecular function: protein binding; L-ascorbic acid binding; procollagen-proline 4-dioxygenase activity. NCBI's taxonomy places the organism in Eukaryota, Metazoa, Arthropoda, Insecta, Diptera, Drosophilidae. Gene Ontology annotation, biological process: peptidyl-proline hydroxylation to 4-hydroxy-L-proline. The record is from RefSeq and is a predicted model, not a curated record. Gene Ontology annotation, cellular component: endoplasmic reticulum.